GCCACCCGCUGUACUCCAGCCUGGAUGACAGAGCAAGACUCCGUCUCAAUCAAUCAACCAAUCAAUCAAUCAGUAAAGGUUGUGAUCACUAUGAGAGGGUCACCGCAGUGAGGGAUGACAGUAGCCAGUGCCUUUAUCUGUUACUAAACUAAGAAACAAAUGACCAAAGAUUAAUUCCUUUUUAUUUAUGACCUUUUACACAGUUCAGUCUACAGACUUAAUCUGUGCCUAGUCCUAGGGGCAGAAAGAUCUGUGACUUGGUCCCUGCCCCGAGGCAGCUCAUCUUCUGGAGGUAGACGCAGCAGAAGUAGCUGCUGUGAUAUGGCAUGGGCUCUGUUGGAGAAAACUGGAUCUUGAAACAAGGAAAAAUGUUUCUAGAAUGCUCUUAGGACGUGCUGCCAAGGACUGUUGAUGAUGUUGCAGUUGAUGGUGAAUGCCUUCUGGAAGCAACCCGGGUGGAGGACACGGAGUUACUUUUGCUAAGGAGCCAGCUCAGAGUGGAUUCUGUAAGCUGAGCCUCAUCUGGAGCUUGAGUCUGCACCUCCCUGCAGAAUUGCCGGGCUUCAUGCAGGCAGUCAGCUGCCUGUGAUUGGAGGGCUGGUGCUGGUGGGGAUAAUGAACUUGGUAGUGUCGGCAGAGGUGAUUGGCCGGGCUCUGCUGCAGUGAGAAUGCAGACUGGAUGCUCGGGUCCUCGGCUUGGGUGAUGAGCGAGGACAGCUGAAUAACUGGGAGCUCGAAGUUGCUUGCUGCCUCUGGGAGUGGUCUGCUUGGCUGUCGCGUUUUCCUUUUUUUUGUUGUUGUUUUUUAAAAAAGCCAAACGUUUGCUCACCAUCACCUGCAGAAGUGAGUUUUUAUUGAAGAAGCUCCAGCUGCUUUCUCCUUAUUGCCGGCAGCCCGGCAAGGCUCCCUUACAGUGAGCUACUUCUCAGGCCGGGCACGACAGCAGUGCUAGCACAUUUGAAAAAGCAGGAAACCGCCCCUGCAUGCAGAGCUUCCAGCCUGAGAACUCCCAGGCCAGUCUUCCCAGCAGCUGUGUAGCCAGAGAGCCUUGGUAUUGUGGUCACAUCCCUCAAAAGUGAACAGUCACCAUCGGAGGCGUUUGGAGGAGACUGUGAUGUUGCAGAUGCUGUGGCAUUUCCUAGCUAGCUUUUUCCCCAGGGCUGGGUGCCAAGGCUCCAGAGAGGGGGACGAUCAUGAAGUCAGAGGCACCCCAGCCCCUGCCCGGACAGACCAGAUGGCAAGCUUUUUGGGGAAAAAGGACGGAAGGGCUGAGGCCACGGAAAAGAGACCCACCAUUUUGCUGGUGGUUGGACCUGCAGAGCAGUUUCCUAAGAAAAUUGUACAAGCUGGAGAUAAGGACCUUGAUGGGCAGCUAGACUUUGAAGAAUUUGUCCAUUAUCUCCAAGAUCAUGAGAAGAAACUGAGGCUGGUGUUUAAGAGUUUGGACAAAAAGAAUGACGGACGCAUCGACGCACAGGAGAUCAUGCAGUCCCUGCGGGACUUGGGAGUCAAGAUAUCUGAACAGCAGGCAGAAAAAAUUCUCAAGAGAAUACGAACGGGCCAUUUCUGGGGCCCUGUCACCUACAUGGAUAAAAACGGCACGAUGACUAUCGACUGGAACGAGUGGAGAGACUACCACCUCCUGCACCCCGUGGAAAACAUCCCCGAGAUCAUCCUCUACUGGAAGCAUUCCACGAUCUUUGAUGUGGGUGAGAAUCUGACGGUCCCCGAUGAGUUCACAGUGGAGGAGAGGCAGACGGGGAUGUGGUGGAGACACCUGGUGGCAGGAGGUGGGGCAGGGGCCGUAUCCAGAACCUGCACGGCCCCCCUGGACAGGCUCAAGGUGCUCAUGCAGGUCCAUGCCUCGCGCAGCAACAACAUGGGCAUCGUUGGCGGCUUCACUCAGAUGAUUCGAGAAGGAGGGGCCAGGUCACUCUGGCGGGGCAAUGGCAUCAAUGUCCUCAAAAUUGCCCCCGAAUCAGCCAUCAAAUUCAUGGCCUAUGAGCAGAUCAAGCGCCUUGUCGGUAGUGACCAGGAGACUCUGAGGAUUCACGAGAGGCUUGUGGCAGGGUCCUUGGCAGGGGCGAUCGCCCAGAGCAGCAUCUACCCAAUGGAGGUCCUGAAGACCCGGAUGGCACUGCGGAAAACAGGCCAGUACUCAGGAAUGCUGGACUGCGCCAGGAGGAUCCUGGCCAGAGAGGGGGUGGCCGCCUUCUACAAAGGCUAUGUCCCCAACAUGCUGGGCAUCAUCCCCUAUGCCGGCAUCGACCUCGCAGUCUAUGAGACGCUCAAGAAUGCCUGGCUGCAGCGCUAUGCAGUGAACAGUGCGGACCCCGGUGUGUUUGUGCUCCUGGCCUGUGGCACCAUGUCCAGUACCUGUGGCCAGCUGGCUAGCUACCCCCUGGCCCUAGUUAGGACCCGGAUGCAGGCACAAGCCUCCAUUGAGGGCGCUCCGGAGGUGACCAUGAGCAGCCUCUUCAAACAGAUCCUGCGGACCGAGGGGGCCUUCGGGCUGUACAGGGGGCUGGCCCCCAACUUCAUGAAGGUCAUCCCAGCUGUGAGCAUCAGCUACGUGGUCUACGAGAACCUGAAGAUCACCCUGGGCGUGCAGUCGCGGUGACGGGGGGAGGGCGGCCCCGCCGUCGACUCACUGAUCCUGGGCCGCAGCCCGGGGUAUGCAGCCAUCUCAUUCUGUGAAUGUGCCAACACUAAGCUGACUCGAGCCAAGCUGUGAAAACCCUAGAUGCACCCCAGGGAGGGUGGGGAGAGCUAGCAGGCUCCAGGCUCACAUGUGUAGGAACAGGACAUUUUCUGCAGUGCCUGCCAAUAGCGAGCUUGGAGGCCGGCUUAGUUCUUCCAUUUCAGCUGCUGGCCACGGCCCCUGCCCUCUGGCCUGCCGUGCAUCUCCCUGUGCCCUCUGCUUCCUGCCUCUCAGCUGAUGUAAUAAGGUGGGAGGAGGGCUACAGCCCACAUCCCACCCCCUCAUCCAACCCCGUAGUCCAUGGUGAAAGGUGAGGUCACGUGGCCUCCCAGGCCUGACUUCCCAACCUAAAGCAUCGACGCCAACUUGGCUGUGCAAGGAAGAGGAAAGGGUCUGGCCUUGGCACUCACUGGCAUCUGAGCCCUGCUGAUGGCUGGGACUCCUGGGCAUGCAUGGGAGUGCAUGGGGCUCGGGCUGCCUGGCCUGGCUGCACAGAAGGCAAGUGCUGGGGCUUAUGGUGCUCUGAGCCGGCUCUGGCCCCGUCAGGAUGGGCACCACCUCAGAACCAAACUCACUGUCCCCACUGUGGCACGAGGGCAGUGGAGCGCCGUGUUUGAGGGCGAAGGGCAGAGCAUUGGCGUGUUCUGGCAAGGGAAGGAAAAGGUGUUGGAGGCCUUAAUUAUGCAUUGUUGGGAAAAGGGUUUUGUCCAGAAAGACCAGCCAGACAAAUGAGCGACUUCUGUACUUCCAGAGGAAGACGAGGGAGCAGGGAGCUUGGCUGACUGCUCAGAGUCUGUUCUGACGCCCUGGGGGUUCCUGUCCAACCCCAGCGGGGGCGCAGCGGGACCAGCCUCACAUUCCACUCGUGUCACUGCUUGGAACCUAUUUAUUUUGUAUUUAUUUGAACAGAGUUAUGUCCUAACUAUUUUUAUAGAUUUGUUUAAUUAAUAGCUUGUCAUUUUCAAGUUCAUUUUUUAUUCAUAUUUAUGUUCAUGGUUGAUUGUACCUUUCCAAGCCCACCCAGUGGGGUGGGAAGAGAAGAAGAAGGGGGACCUUGGGCCGCCGCAAUCACGUCUGUCCAGAGAAAUUCCUUAUGGGACUGAAGGCAGAAAAGCGGCCAGAAGGCAGCAGCCCUGGGUCCUUUCCUUUGGCAGGUUGGGGAAGGGCUUUCCCUAAGCCUUAGGAUUUCAGGGUUUGACUAGGGGCCUGGAGAGAGAGGGAGGAACCUCAAUAACCUUGAAGGUGGAAUCCAGUUAUUUCCUGCACUGCGAGGGUUUCUUCAUUUCACACUUUCUGAAUGUCAAGGCAGUGAGGUGCCUCUCACUGUGAAUCUGUGGUGGGCGGGGGCUGGAGGAGAGGGUGGGGGGCUGGCUCCCUCCCUCCCAGCCUUCUGCCGCCCUUGCUCAACAAUGCUGGCCAACUGGCGACGUCACGGUUGCACUUCCAUUCCACCAGAAUGACCUGAUGAGGAAAUCUUCAAUCUUCAGUAGGAUGCAAAGAUCAAUGCAAAAAUUAUUGUUAUAUAUGAACAUAUAUAGUUAUAACUGGAAUUGUCAAAAAGCAAAUUAAGAAAGAAAUGGAAGUUGGAAGUUGUCAUUUAAAGCAGCCUUCUAAUAAAGUUGUUUCAAAGCUGA
Messenger RNA from Cercocebus atys (sooty mangabey), 4335 nucleotides. It is a transcript of the gene SLC25A25, whose product is annotated as solute carrier family 25 (mitochondrial carrier; phosphate carrier), member 25. Gene Ontology annotation, cellular component: mitochondrial inner membrane. Gene Ontology annotation, biological process: transmembrane transport. Lineage: Eukaryota; Metazoa; Chordata; Mammalia; Primates; Cercopithecidae. Gene Ontology annotation, molecular function: ATP transmembrane transporter activity; calcium ion binding. The transcript is spliced from 11 exons. The coding region runs from base 1115 to 2620 and encodes 501 amino acids. The record is from RefSeq and is a predicted model, not a curated record.